Molecule: messenger RNA, 4168 nt
Organism: Pristis pectinata (smalltooth sawfish)
Lineage: Eukaryota; Metazoa; Chordata; Chondrichthyes; Rhinopristiformes; Pristidae
Product: zinc-binding protein A33-like
Exons: 6
Coding region: 31-1461 (476 amino acids)
Molecular function (GO): zinc ion binding; protein binding
Source: RefSeq, a predicted model, not a curated record
GCAGCCUUGUUCGAGAAGGCUUGUGGCAAAAUGGAACAGGGACAAAAGAUAUCUUGGCUGGAGGACGAACUGUCGUGUCCCAUAUGUCAGGAUAUCUUCAAGGACCCUGUGUUCCCACCGUGUCAGCACAACUUCUGCUGCGCCUGUUUGAUGAGCUACUGGAAACAAAAGGGAGGGUGUGAAUGCCCAGUUUGCAGGGAGACAUAUUCCAACAGCGAGUUAAAAUGGAACCGCACACUGGCCAAUAUUGUCGACUCCUUCCUGAAGGAAGUGACCAAGGCUCGGGAGCAGGGCGAGGCAGGAGGCAUGUGUGGGCAGCACAAGGAGAUUCUGAAACUCUUCUGUAAGGAGGACGAGGAGGUGCUGUGUGUGGUUUGCCUGCACUCCAAGAGGCACGAAAACCAUAAGUGCCUUCCUUUGGAUGAAGCAGCAAAAGAGUGCAAGGAUGAACUGAAGAUACUGAUUAAAACCCUAAAAGCCAAGAUGGAGAAAUUCCUUGGGAUUAGGAAUGAGUAUGACCUGACUUUAAACCAUAUUCAGAGCCAGGCUUCAAGAACUGAAAAACAAAUCAAACAGGAGUUUCAGAAACUCCACUGUUUCCUUCAAACUGAGGAGGCGAUUCUGUUGGACAACCUUCGAAGGGAAGAAGAGAAGCAGGUUCAGUCGAUGCAGCAGAAGGUGAAGAGAAUCUCCGAGGAGAUUUCGGCGCUGAAGGCCGGCAUUCAGGCUAUUGAGAGCCAACUCAGCCAAAAAGACUCUGCCCUCUUCCUCCUGAAUCUUCCAGCAAAUAGAAAAAGGGCCGAGUGCACUCUGCCAGAUCCACCUCCGGUCUCUGCAAUGAUCAAUGUGGGACGUUACGUAGGUUCCUUGCAGUACAGAAUAUGGAAGAAAAUGUUGUCCAUCAUCAAUACAGCCCCCGUUACCCUGGAUCCGAACACUGCAGCCCCCUGGCUCCACCUCUCCGAGGACCUGACAACCAUGGGCUACUGCCUAUCCAAGCAGCGGCUACCAGACAACCCAGAGAGGUUUGACUCCUGCAUUUCAGUGCUGGGAUCGGAAGGGUUCACUUCAGGAAGGCAUCACUGGGAUGUGGAUGUGAAGGGGCAGGCUGGCUGGUGUCUAGGAGUGGCCAAGGAAUCCGUCAGAAGGAAAGGAGUCAUUAAGGUGGACCCCGAGAAUGGCUUCUGGGCCAUUGGGCUGAUGGACGGAAGUGAAUACUAUGCCUGCACAUCGCCCUGGCGCACAGAGCUCAGUAUUAGUCCCCAGGUCAUCCGAGUCUACCUGGACUACAAGGGUGGAAAGGUGUCGUUUUAUAACCUGGAGAACAUGAGCCUCCUUUACACCUUCACAGACACGUUCACUGAGAAGCUCUUUCCCUACUUCUGUCCAUGCUUGGUCCCGGACACCACCAACCUCUCAGCAAUGAAAAUCUGCCCACUCAAGGUGGCCUUACAGAAUUAAUGGUGCACUGCUAACUGCCGGAAUAAGGAGCAGCUCUGAAAUCAGGCUGAGACUGAACACACAGUGUGUAACUCCCAGAUAGUGUUGCAAUGAACUUUUGCUUAAAUCCCCUUCAGGUAUCCAAUUCAUGAAGUUCAAGUUUAUUGUCACGGGCACACAUACCCAGGGUAAGAUGCCACAAAAGUUAGCUGCUUGCAGCUGCAGUGCAGGACGUUACAAAUUUAAGUUAACAUAAACUUAAAUUAACGUAACUUACACAAGUAAACAAGAGAAACAUAAUGACAUUAAGAUAAGAUAUCUUUAUUGGUCACCUGUACAUCGAAACGCACAGUGAGAUGCAUCUUUGUGUAGAGUGUUCUGGGGGGGCAGCCCACAAGUGUCGCCACGCUUCCAGCGCCAACAUAGCAUGGCCACAACUUCUUAACCCGUACGUCUUUGGAAAUGUGGGAGGAAACCGGAGCACCCGGAGGAAACCCACACAGACACGGGGAGAAUGUACAAACUCCUUACAGACAACAGUGGAAUUGAACCCGGGUCACUGGCGCUGUAAUAGUGUUACGCUAACCGCUAGACUACCGUGCCUGCCCUGAGUGCCAUUAGUGCAAGUUGAGAGAGAGAGAGAGAGAGAGAGAAAAGAAAUACAGUUCGAUUAUUAAUUAUAUCUGGAAUUUUUGAGAAAAGCCAGUCUCAGUAAAGUGGGCAACGGCUGUCUCUGGUGAAAGUGGUUGUUCACCAGCACCCUCCAGGGGAGAGAAUCUGGCACCCGACCUGGUGACGUUGAACUACCUCCUCAGUGGGGGGAUGACCGGGGGUGGGGGGGGGGGGGUGGGCAACAAAGGUCCAUUGCGGGUCACAUCCACCUCCUGUGAACAAAUAGAUUGUAGAAAUCCACAACCUUCAUCCGUUUUGUCGGUGGGGCUGGUCCUGCGGUGGCUGUCCCAGCUCUGUGCUGGAUGCGGUGGCUCGGUACCCACUCCAGGGGUGCGAAUGCCGAGUCUGGCAGGUACUCAGGGACCACGGACGGAAUCCGCGUGGUGCAAACCCAGGCUCCGCCUGCUCAUUCAAGCAGACCCACCUAUGGCUCUUCCUGCAGAACGGGCCAUUCCUCCUGUUGUCGUGGGAAUACUUAUCCACUGGACAGACGUCCAAAUGAGGAGAGGUAGACCAUUCAGCCCCUCAUGCCUAUUCUGCCAGAAUCAGAAUCAGGUUCAUUAUCACUGACAUAUGACGUGAAAUGUGUGGUUUUGCGGCAACAGUACAGUGCAGGACAUAAAAUUACUGUAAGUUAUAUUUAAUACAAUCGUGGUUAAUCUGAUUACGACCUUAGCUCCACGUUCUCGUCCACCUCCAGUCACCUUUCUCCCUGUCGACCUCCACCUGAGAAAUAUUCAACAACUCUGCUUCCUCUGCCUAUUGAGGAAGAGCGUUCUGAAGACCCACCGCCUUCGGGAGAAACAAAAUCCCCUCAUUCUGACGUAAGUGGGUGAUCACUUACUUUUAACCAGUGCCUCCUGGUUCUAGGUUCUCCCUGAAGAUGAAACACCCUCUGCACAUCCUACAUGUCAGGACCCCUUAGGAUCUUUAUGCUUCAGUUCAUCCCCUCUCACUCUUCCAAGCUCCACUGGAUACAAGCCCAACCUCUCCGACCUUUCCUUACAAGACACCCCCCAUCCCAGAUACCAGUCCAGUGAACCUUCUCUGAGCUGCUCCCAAUGCAUUAACAAUCUUUAAGUGAUGAGGCCAGUACCGUCCACAGUGCUCCAGAUGUGAUCUCACCACUGCCCUGUACAACUGAAGCACAGCCUCCUGACUGUCAUAUUCAAUUACCAUUUGUAAUAAACAAAAAUAUUCUGAAAUCUUUCCAAAAAAAAGGAGAGAGAAAGCAAGCAGCUGUAGCCACCUCGACCAAGUUCAAGUUUACUGUCAUAGGCAGGGUAUAAACGCCAAGGAGAUUAGCUUUUUGUGGCAGCAGCACAGUACGUUACCGACAGGACAAAUGUAGGUAACAUACAUUUAAAUUAACAUAAAUUAUACAUAACUUACAUGACAACAAAAACAAAACUAAACAUAACGACACCGGUGCAAGUUGAGGGAAAUCUAGUCCAAGGUAGAAUUAGGGUUUUUCAGGUGGGUUCAAGAACCUGACGGCAGUGGGGAAGAAGCUGUUGUUGAACCUUGAGGUGUGGGGUCUUCAGGCUCCUGUACCUCCUGCCUGAUGGCAGCAUUGAGAAGAGGGCACAGCCCAGAUGAUGGGGGUCCCUGAUGAUAGAUGUCACCUUCGAGAGACAUCACCCCUUGCAGAUGUCCUCGAUGGUGGGGAGAGGUGUCCCCGUGAUGGAACUGGCUGUCCCACUGCUCUCUGCGGCCACUUGUGUCCCUUCCAUUGGAGAUCCCACACCAGGCCGUGACGCAACCAGUCAGAAUGCUUCCCACUGAACAUUAGAGGUUUGUCGGCGUCCUUGAUGACAUGCCGAAUCUCCUUAAAUUUCCAGGAAAGUAGAGCGGCUGACUCGGGCCGAAUGGCCUGCUCCUGCUUUGUGUCUAUUUAUUGGUGUUCCUGCACACCAGCCUUUUGUGAAUCACACUCGAGGACGCCCAGAUCCCUCUGCAUCUCGAAGCUCUGCAAUCUCUUGCCAUUUAGAUAAUAUGUUUUUUAAAAAAUGUUUCCUGCCAAAAUAUCAUAAAUAAAUGACUCUGCCAUUUAUUU